This is a messenger RNA of Haliaeetus leucocephalus (bald eagle), 2124 nucleotides long. RefSeq lists its product as uncharacterized. The coding region runs from base 87 to 1769 and encodes 560 amino acids. NCBI's taxonomy places the organism in Eukaryota, Metazoa, Chordata, Aves, Accipitriformes, Accipitridae. The transcript is spliced from 7 exons. Gene Ontology annotation, molecular function: protein binding. The record is from RefSeq and is a predicted model, not a curated record.
CUCCCUGCUCCCAAGGAAGAUCUUCCAGCAAACAGAGCUGCUGCUCAGACUGGUCUGUCUUCACCCCCAGCAAAGAGGGAGGCAGGAUGCAACCUGGGCUUUGGCUGGCAACCAGCACCCUGGCAGCAGUGCUGGGCCUGGCCCUGCUGGAGGAUGACGUGUGUCGGGCACCAGAUGGAAAGAACGGCUUCCCGGGAGUCCCUGGCCUCAAUGGGAGGCCAGGGCAGAAGGGUGACGUGGGAGAUCCAGGGAAACCAUCACAGAAGACGGGCAUCAAGGGACUCAAGGGGGAUGCAGGCGAGCAGGGGCCUCCUGGCGACCCAGGAGCCCAGGGCUACCCUGGCCUGAGUGGCUUCCCCGGGUUGCCAGGAAUGAAGGGGCUAAAGGGGCCCAAGGGGAAAGCUGGCAAUAUCCUGGAUCAUCCGCGUCCUGCCUUCUCCGCUUCGCGGAGGUCCCCACCCUCCAAUGGCAAGACAGUCGUGUUCGACAACAUCAUCACCAACCAGGAGAGCUCCUACAAUCCCCAGACCGGGGAGUUCACCUGCCGCGUCCCCGGGCUGUACUACUUCGCCUUCCAGGUGAUCUCCAGUGGGGACCUCUGCCUGACCAUCACCAAGAACAGGGAGCGCGUGGUCAGCUUCUGUGAUUACAACAGCCGUGACAUCCUGCAGGUCAACUCGGGCAGCAGUGUGCUCAGCCUGGCCGUGGGUGACCUGGUCUCCGUGAGCACUGACUCUGCCAGGGGCAACACGAUUUACAGCGGCUCUGAGGCUGACAGUGUCUUCAGCGGCUUCAUGAUCUUCCCUCAGAUGGCCUAUGUGUGUCCUUUUUCUGAUGAGUCCAAGCUAGCUGUCCUGUACAAGGGUCAAUACAGGCAGCAGAUCAUGCACCUCAUCCACACGGUCCUCUUCUGGAGGGUUUCACGGAGAGUCAUCCACACUGUGCUGUGCCGGCAGGCAGUGCCCACAGCAUCCAGAGGGCUCAGCAGCGCAGGUUCCCGUGCUCUGCUCCCCUCACCAGAGAGCACCAAAAUGGGGCAGAGCUUCUGGGAGCAGCUCCAUCUGGGUCUCGCCCUCCUACUCCUGAAUGCGGGGUCUGCUGUGAAUGGAGAUGUCACUCAUGGAUGCUAUGGGGUUCCAGGCCUGCCAGGUAUGCCGGGCGUGCCAGGCAAGGAUGGCCGGGAUGGGCUGAAGGGAGCCAAAGGAGAGCCAGGCAUCCCAGGAGGUCCUGCAACACGAGGGCCCAAGGGCAUGAAAGGGGAACCAGGCAGCCCUGGCUUGCCAGGCAAGACUGGUCCCAGGGGUCUCCCUGGUCCCAAUGGAGACCCUGGGAUGACGGGCAUGACGGGAGAGCCGGGUAUGCCAGGCAGCUACAAGCAGAAGCACCAGUCAGCAUUUUCAGUGACGAGGCAGACUGGCGAGCACCCCUUGAAGAACGUCCCCGUGGUGUUCAACCACGUCAUCACCAACACCAACCAUGACUACAACACCACCACGGGCAAGUUCACCUGCAACAUCCCUGGCCUCUACUACUUUGUGUUCCACACCUCGCAGACAGCCAACCUCUGCAUCAUCCUGUACAAGAACGGGAGCAAGAUGGCCAGCUUCUGUGACCACAAGACCAACACCAUGCAGGUCAGCUCUGGUGGGAUCAUCCUCCACGUGGAUGCUGGGAACGAGGUCUGGCUGGCGGUGAAUGACUACAACGGCAUGGUGGGCAUCGGCAGCUCUGACAGUGUCUUCUCAGGGUUCCUGCUCUUCCCCGACUAGAGGACCACCAGACCCCACGCCAGCACACCAACCUCUUCACCCUGCCCUGCAAACCCUGCUGCUCACUGCCAGGCUGUUGUGACGCUCCAGGUUUCUCUGCUGGGUGGGAAGCCCCAGCGAAGGAGUCAGCCCCAGCCACCAGACACAACCCCCUGGCCUGGGGACUGAGUGUAGGCAGCCACUGAACAGGGGGAAUAGGCACAUCUGGAUGCAUCUCCACCCAGAGUGAUGGUGCCAAGCCCCUGGGGUCCCGCUGGCACUGCCACGUGCAUCCACCAUGAUAACCCCACACUACCUUCUGCUGCCAGAGACAGAGGUCUCUCUGUAUCUCUCCCCUUCCCACCUGGGUUGCACC